Messenger RNA from Zychaea mexicana, 246 nucleotides. RefSeq names its product DnaJ domain-containing protein. The transcript has a single exon. The annotation marks the transcript as partial. Lineage: Eukaryota; Fungi; Mucoromycota; Mucoromycetes; Mucorales; Lichtheimiaceae. The record is from RefSeq and is a predicted model, not a curated record.
UUUGAAAUCCUGUCGCUUGGCACGCAUGCUUCCACGCAAGACAUAAAGAAACGGUACUAUGAACUUGCCAAGACCCUGCAUCCCGAUACCCCUACUGGCAAUGUCGACGAAUUCCAUCAAGUCGUUAAGGCAUAUGAACUCCUCUCUGAUCCCGUCCGUCGAAAAAACUACAUUCAGACUGGCAUAGGAUGGGGCGAUCUGGCAUUUCCCUCUGCUACGUCAGCGGGUGAUCCCUGGGGUCCUGGC